AUGGACGGCGCUGCCAAACUGCGCUACUUCCAUUUCCUCCUUGAGCUGGGCUACAAGGAGAUUGAGAUUUCAUACCCAUCGGCGUCCCAAACAGAAUACGACUUCACGCGGCACCUCAUCACUACGGGAGCAAUCCCUGACGACGUGACCAUCCAGGUGAUGGCACCCUGUCGAGAAGACCUGAUCCGAACCACCAUAGAGUCUGUCCGCGGUGCAAAGAGCGCAAUAAUCCACCUACACGUUUCAACCUCGGACUGUUUCCGCGAGGUAGUGUUCAAUCUGACAGAAAAAGAGAUGACUGAGCUGGCUGUUCGGUGUGCGCAAACGACCAGAGCCUUAACCAAAGACAGUCCCGAUCCAGAAAUGGCAGCGACAGAAUGGACUCUAGAGUUCACGCCAGAGAACUUCCAGGACACAUCGGUCUGCUUUGGGGUUUCAAUCUGCGAGGCAGUGAAAGCUGCCUGGGAGCCGACAGUCCAGCACCCGAUUAUCUUCAAUCUCACGUCGACUGUGGAGGUGGCCAUGCCGAAUUUGUUCGCGGACCAGGUCGAGUUCUUCUGCGAUCACAUAACCGAGCGAGACAAAGUGUGCGUCUCGCUUCAUAACCACAAUGACCGGGGAUGUGCAGUGGCGACGGCCGAGCUAUCCCAGUUGGCCGGAGCGGAUCGAGUCGAGGGAUGUCUGUUCGGAAACGGCGAGCGCACAGGCAAUGUGGACCUCGUCACCCUUGCAUUAAACCUGUACACGCAGGGCGUGCAUCCAGGAAUCAAAUUCGAAGAUAUAAACGCAGUCGUCGACCUAGUGGAAGAGCUGACGAAGAUCCCCGUCCAUUACCGAGCCCCAUACGCAGGCAAAUUCGUCUUCUGCACAUUUACAGGGACACACCAGGACGCCAUUCGCAAGGGAUACAAAAGUCGAACAACGAUUGAGCAGAAUCUCGGCCGCUCGCCAAGAUGGCGCAUGCCCUACUUGCCCAUGGACCCAGUCGAUCUAGGCAGGAAGCACGAAGCCGUCAUCCGCAUCAACGCACAGAGUGGAAAGGGCGGCAUAGCGUGGUACGUCAACGACGUCUUCCAGAUUGACCUGCCGCACGAGCUAAAGAUCGACUUCACCAAAAUGGUCAAGUCGUACGCCAAUGUGAAUGGGCUGGAGAUUACGCAUGAGAUGAUUGAAGAGCUGUUCCGGGACAGAUAUAUGCUCUCUAUCGAUGCUGCUGAAAUAGAUCGUCUCAGUCGCACUGUGCUUGAGCAGAAUGGUAGCGAGAAUAAGCUGGAACCUGGCCAGAAUGGGUCUGCUAAUGGCUAUACCAAUGGCCAUACCAACGGUGCUGGUACUCAUGCAAAUGGCUACAUAGGCGGCCCUGUUCGCCCACCUGGAAGCCCUGCAAAUGGCACACAUGGUACAAACGGCACAAAUGGACACUCCAAUGGGAACACCAAUGGGAAUACCAACGGACAUGCAAGUGGGAAGACUAACGGCCAUAAUACCCCUGGUCUCAUUGAGUCUCUAGAGUCAAAGAUUCUGGGCGCGAACGACAUUCACGAACUUGGCGCUGACUCAGGAUCGAGCCUAAAUCAUGCUUUCAAGCAAAUUGGAUUCGACGUCGAAUUUCUCGACUACACCGUCCAAACCAUCGAAAGGGCCGAGGAACUGGCUGGCCAUUUCUACGAGUAUGCAAGCUUCGUCAAGGUCGCUCCAGAGGGAGGAUCCACGGCGCUUUGGGGAGUUGCUAUAAACGAAAGCCCUAUCUCGGCGUCGAUUCAAGCAGCCCUCGCCGCAUUGGUAAAGCUCAAGGUCCGUGGCACAAUACGUGAAGAGACAACAGGAUGA
This is a messenger RNA of Aspergillus candidus, 1830 nucleotides long. RefSeq lists its product as uncharacterized. Gene Ontology annotation, molecular function: 2-isopropylmalate synthase activity. The record is from RefSeq and is a predicted model, not a curated record. NCBI's taxonomy places the organism in Eukaryota, Fungi, Ascomycota, Eurotiomycetes, Eurotiales, Aspergillaceae. Bases 1 to 1830 code for a protein of 609 amino acids. The transcript has 2 exons. Gene Ontology annotation, biological process: L-leucine biosynthetic process. Gene Ontology annotation, cellular component: mitochondrion.